This is a messenger RNA of Elaeis guineensis (African oil palm), 1458 nucleotides long. Its product is annotated as protein TUNICAMYCIN INDUCED 1. NCBI's taxonomy places the organism in Eukaryota, Viridiplantae, Streptophyta, Magnoliopsida, Arecales, Arecaceae. The record is from RefSeq and is a predicted model, not a curated record.
AAUCCGAAAACAAAAGACCACCGAAAUUUUUUCUCUUCGAAUUUUCUCCGAAGUCCUUCGUUUCUGAUCGAUGGUGGCUCCGGCUCGAUUCGCGGCGAUCCUCGUCGCCAUCCUCGCGUUCGGAGCCGCGAACGCUCGUAAUCCCUUCGCCCCCAAGGCGAUCUCGGAUUUGAGGGAGGCGAUCAUGAAGGGGCUAGGGAUCCAGGGGGAGGGGCUGGAGAUAUCGGGGUUCGACGUGAGGGACGCGCUGGUGGGGCAGUCGGUGGCGUACGAGUUCGACAUCGAGGUGGACAAGAAGGUGGUUCCGGUCAAGCUCCUCGAGGAUGUUAGCAAGUGGGACUUCGCUGACCUGCCCAUCUUUAGGGCGGAGGACGAGAAGGGCUUGGCCGAGAGGGGAAGGAGGUUGGAUGCGAGGGUUCUGCCGGAGCUGUCGCCGUUUCAGCUGGCGGGGCCGAUGGAGCUCUGGAUCCAGGACGGGGACGACAUGAGGCUCUCCCUGCCGCAUGAUGUAGAUGCUGGUAGGCUGAAGAAGGUCCUCCUAUCAGAUGGUGCUGUGGUGACAGUCAAGGGUGCAAGGUCUGUCAGCCUCAGGCACCCACUUGAUCUCCCCCUCCCCCUCAACCGGACCCACCCUAAGAAUCAUCCUAUGGCAUCAAGCCUCCUAACCAUUGCAGAGGCUCUCCGUAAUGCUGCACGUUCAAAUGAGAAACCUAUCCUUUCCCUCCGCAUUGUUGGUCCCACUUCGCUCACCUCUUCACCGUCCAUGUCCCCCAAUGACAAGCUCAAGCUCAAGCGCCUUGCCCCUGGCCUUGUUGAGCUCUCUUCCCGGUCCGUCCCAGCUGUCUCUGAAGAUGUACAGGCAUCACAGGACCCCACUUUGUGGCCUCUUACUUCAUUGAAUGGAUAUAGUUCUAAUCUUAGGGGUUUUGAAGAGCUAUUGGCAUCGGUGUUAGGAAAGAAGGGACAGGAGGAGGGAUCAUUCAGGUUGGUGAAGGCAGAGGUGGCAGCACGAACUUAUGUGAAGAUGGAGUUCUCUGUGGAGAGGAGUCUUUUAGAUGGGGAGGUGGAUUGGUCCGGGUUCCCGGAAUGGAAGACAAGGCCUAAAAAGGCCAUGGCCCACUUUGAGGUGCUGGCUCGGGUUGAAGACAAUGGGAAUGUGAUCCCUGAAAGGAUUGCAGCAGUCCAGCCAUUCAAUGUACAAGACAGUGUGCUUGGUAGUGUUCAAACUGGGAAUGUAUCCAUGUCCCAGGUGUCAGCAGCUUACCCUCCACCGGAUUACUUCACCCUGUAAUCCUGUUCUUCUAGCUCUAGUUUUGCUGAAGAACAACAAGUGUAAAGAUCUAGAAAGGCAACCAAAGUUCUUUUGACUUUGCAUUGCUGGAUAACACAUUUUGUUAAAUUAUAAUUUUGUCCGAUAAUAUAUAUACAGUUCAGAGUGAUGAAUGCCAUAUUACAAAU